AUGGCCGGGGCUGCCGGUUCGGACACUUCCAGGUCGCAGGCUCUCGCCGACCUCCCAAUUUUCUCCGGGAUCUUGUGGAGCAGAGUGGUGAACGACCCCUGGGCACUCGGGGGAGCGAACAUCGAAGGCAACACCGGCUACAAACCUCCUGUAAAGCAGGAUGGAGCGCGGCUGCUAGCUGUUUCAGUUUCAGAGGGGGUGGAGUCUGGAAUUGUCGCUGAUAUUGAUGUCGACUGUUUGAUUCCUACAGACAGCGACACUUUCUACAAGAUCAAGAGUCAGCCAAUCAGCAUCAGCUCAUCGGCAGCGGUUUCCUCUUCAUCGUCAUCAUCUUCACUUCCGUCAGUCAUGUCAUCCAGGGUUCUUUUGCGUCAGGAUCUGAUGCGUCAGCAGGCUCUGGAGGAGGAGCAGAAGGAGGCACAGCAGCAGCAUCGCUCCUCCUUGGACUCCUCUUCACCCAUCUGUGUGUCAGUGUCCUCCUCCUCCUCCUCCUGCAAACCUGCUGAGGUUCCUGUUGAGGUUCUGAAGGUGCAAACUCACCUUGAGAACCCCACCAAAUACCACAUCCAGCAGGCUCAGAGACAGCAGGUUCGUCAGUACCUGUCCAAUACCAGGACAACCAGUCAGCAGCCAUCUGCGUCUGUGAAGCCAAGCCACGCCCCCAAGCUUGGCUCCACCCUCAGACAGCCAAUGGACAGCAACUCCAAAAACAAACUGCCGGUGUCGGGGAACCUGCUGGACGUGCAUGGAGGGAUGUCCACACCCACCGUUGUGGUUAGCAACAGCUGUCCGGCUGACCUGCAUGUUGUGAAGAGAGAGCAGAGCGAUGUGGAGACCAAAGCACUGAUAAAGGAGAGACAAAAGAAGGACAACCACAACCUGAUCGAGAGGAGGAGACGCUUCAACAUUAACGACCGCAUUAAAGAACUUGGAGUGCUGAUUCCCAAGUCCUCCGACCCAGAAACAAGGUGGAACAAAGGAACCAUCCUGAAGGCCUCGGUGGAUUAUAUCCGCAAACUGCAGAAAGAACAACAGAGAGCCAGAGACAUGGAGGACAGACAGAGGAGACUGGAGAACACCAACCGCUCACUGCUACUACGUAUACAGGAGUUGGAGAUCCAGGCUCGCCUGAGUGGUGUCUCGUCUUCCUCCUCGUCGCCACACACGUCCUCCCUCUCUCCGUCUCCAUCUGUGGAUCCACACACUCUGCUGUCUCACCCCUCUCUGAGCUUCAUGGAGCUGGACGAGCCCCAGGCGGCCUCCAUCGUCUUCUCCCCGGACCUGAUGUCUGACAUGGGGUUGACGGAAUUGGACGGCCUGGGGGUGCUCCUGACAGAGGAGGAGUCUGGGAGGGUGACGGUGUCCGACCCGCUGCUAUCCUGUGGAGCCUCAAAGACCAGCAGCCGGAGGAGCAGUUUUAGUAUGGAUGAAGACGUAUGAGGACCUCACUGUACUCUGGGCUCUGAUUGGCUGAAGCAGUGGGCGGGAUCAGCAAGGACACUUUAAAAAAACUUCCAGAAUCGUUUUAAUAUGGAACAGACUGUGUAACUAUGGUAACCACUGUCUAUCUCCUCACAGAGUUUCCAUGGUAACCGUACGCCCAGUGGUUACCGUGGUAAUCACCUGUCCAGCAGGGGCUCACCUAUUCCAGGUGUGUCUCUGUGCUGAGUUUUAUAGUCCCUGUGCUGGAAACCUUUCCUGAGAACUGGUCGUACCCGGUUCAGGAUUUGAUACAGUUCUGUUUCUGAAUCAUCAUUUUAUUU
Nematolebias whitei (Rio pearlfish) is the source of this 1763-nucleotide messenger RNA. RefSeq names its product transcription factor E3. Gene Ontology annotation, biological process: regulation of transcription by RNA polymerase II. Lineage: Eukaryota; Metazoa; Chordata; Actinopteri; Cyprinodontiformes; Rivulidae. The record is from RefSeq and is a predicted model, not a curated record. Gene Ontology annotation, cellular component: nucleus. Gene Ontology annotation, molecular function: protein dimerization activity; DNA-binding transcription factor activity, RNA polymerase II-specific; RNA polymerase II cis-regulatory region sequence-specific DNA binding.